This is a messenger RNA of Phycomyces blakesleeanus NRRL 1555(-), 912 nucleotides long. RefSeq names its product Serine/Threonine kinase CK1. Gene Ontology annotation, biological process: signal transduction; endocytosis; peptidyl-serine phosphorylation. Gene Ontology annotation, molecular function: ATP binding; protein serine/threonine kinase activity. The record is from RefSeq and is a predicted model, not a curated record. Gene Ontology annotation, cellular component: cytoplasm; nucleus. Lineage: Eukaryota; Fungi; Mucoromycota; Mucoromycetes; Mucorales; Phycomycetaceae. The transcript is spliced from 5 exons. The coding region runs from base 1 to 912 and encodes 303 amino acids.
AUGUCUAUGGAUUUAAGAGUUGGAAAUAAGUAUCGCAUUGGACGCAAGAUUGGGUCUGGAUCCUUUGGCGACAUUUAUCUCGGCACAAAUAUUAUCACAAGCGAGGAAGUUGCCAUCAAGCUGGAAUCAGUAAAGGCAAAACACCCACAGCUUGAAUACGAAACCAAAGUUUACAAAGCACUAUCAGGUGGUGUUGGAAUUCCAUUUGUUCGGUGGUAUGGUACAGAAUGCGAUUACAAUGCUAUGGUCAUGGAUCUCUUGGGACCUUCUCUGGAAGAUCUUUUCAACUUUUGUAACCGAAAGUUCACUCUAAAGACUGUGCUGCUGUUAGCCGAUCAGAUGCUUUCGCGUAUCGAAUACAUUCACUCCAAGAACUUUAUCCAUCGCGAUAUCAAGCCAGACAAUUUUCUCAUGGGUAUUGGCAAACGUGGAAACCAGGUUAACGUUAUCGACUUUGGAUUGGCCAAAAAGUACCGUGACCCACGCACACACCUCCAUAUUCCAUACAGAGAAAACAAGAACUUGACUGGUACUGCUCGUUAUGCCAGUAUCAACACACAUUUGGGCGUAGAACAAUCUAGACGAGACGAUUUGGAAUCCCUGGGCUAUGUGCUCAUGUACUUCUGCCGUGGUUCUUUGCCCUGGCAGGGACAAAAGGCAGCCACCAAAAAGCAAAAGUACGAUCGAAUCAUGGAAAAGAAGAUGACCACACCCACCGAGCUGCUUUGUCGUGGAUUCCCAAGUGAAUUUGCCAUCUACCUCAACUACACACGCUCUCUUAGAUUUGAUGACAAGCCAGACUACAGUUAUCUGCGCAAACUAUUCCGGGAUCUAUUUGUCCGAGAAGGGUUCCUCUACGACUAUGUAUUCGAUUGGACCGUUGUCAGGAUUGUAAGCAACAUUUCUUUAUAG